This is a messenger RNA of Manihot esculenta (cassava), 2600 nucleotides long. RefSeq names its product protein SCAI. The coding region runs from base 235 to 2046 and encodes 603 amino acids. Gene Ontology annotation, biological process: DNA-templated transcription. Gene Ontology annotation, cellular component: nucleus. NCBI's taxonomy places the organism in Eukaryota, Viridiplantae, Streptophyta, Magnoliopsida, Malpighiales, Euphorbiaceae. The record is from RefSeq and is a predicted model, not a curated record. Gene Ontology annotation, molecular function: transcription corepressor activity. The transcript has 9 exons.
CUGAAAUUAAUAAUUACAAAAUGGGGAAAAAAGCAAAUAAAAAAUUAUUAUAACUGCAAAAUAAUAAAGCCAGAAAGCAAAGUAUAUAUCACGCUGACACCAUUUACUCACAGCUCACACCCAAAAAAAACAAGAGUAUACUCUCUCUCUAGAGCUCUGCACGUUUUCCGAUGAUAACAACCAACCUCUUCCUGCUCCGGUAGUGACAUUUCCUUUGCCUUCCCCUUCCGUUUCAUGGCCGCCCAGAGCAACGUCGUUUCGCAGACCUUCCGAGCUCUGGUGGAGAGCGCGGACCGGAAGUUCGCUCGGGUUCGUGACCUCCCGUCGUAUGGACAUGCUCAGAAUCACUACUUCCAGAAGGUUUUCAAGGCCUACAUGCGUCUAUGGAAGUACCAGCAAGAGAACAGGUCGAAGCUGGUCGAGGCCGGUCUCAAACGCUGGGAAAUAGGCGAGAUUGCUAGCCGGAUCGGCCAACUCUACUUUAACCAGUAUAUGAGGACGAGUGAUUCGAGGUUUUUGGUUGAAGCCUAUGUGUUCUAUGAAGCAAUUUUGCACCGGAAGUACUUUGAAGGAGCUAAAGCUAAGGAUCUUGGUGUGAGAUUUAAGGAAUUGAGAUUUUACGCGCGGUUUUUGCUCGUUUCCUUGAUUUUGAAACGGACCGAGAUGGUUCAAUCGCUCGUAGACAGGUUUAGAACUCUCGUUGAUGAUAGCAAGUCAAAUUUCCGGGAGACAAACUUUAAAGAGUGGAAGCUAGUGGUGCAAGAAAUUGUCCGCUUUUUGGAAGUUGAUACUGCCUUUGCAAAUAUCAGACCUCUGCGGUAUUGUGUCCUGUUUGAUUCUCAUCCAACUUCUCAUCCAUAUGUGGCACGUUUCCAUGCAAGGAAGGUCCUAAAGUUUAAAGAUGCAGUCCUGACAAGUUAUCACCGGAAUGAGGUUAAAUUUGCAGAAAUUACUUUGGAUACUUACAGAAUGCUGCAAUGUUUGGAAUGGGAGCCAAGUGGGUCUUUAAUGCAAAAGCAUCCUGUCGAACGUCCAGUUGAAUCAUAUGAGAAUGGCACUGUAACUGAUCAUUCCGGAGCUUCUGGACUAAUAGAUAUAAACUUUACUGCAGAUUUGACUGAUCCCACUUUACCGUCAAAUCCUAGGAAAGCUAUUCUUUAUCGUCCUUCUGCAACACAUUUGCUAGCGGCUAUGGCAACAAUUUGUGAGGAGCUCCCUUCAGAAAGCAUUAUGCUAAUAUAUAUAUCAGCCUCAGGGAAGGCUGGUCAAAGUAAUGUUUCUCCAAUGGAAAAUUCUGGAGGUUCAAGGAAGUCUUCAAAAAACAAAGUUGUUUCUGGAAGAAUUAGCGAGCAGAAUAGUUCUGUAUCUGAAUCACAUAGUAAUGGCAAGCGAGAGUCAAGUGACUAUCAUGACAAUUACCUGUGGUUAGGUCCCAGAGGAACUGCUGGUUCAAAUGCACUUUACCCUGGUGAUAUAAUUCCUUUUACCAGAAGACCACUUUUCUUGAUUAUUGAUAGUGACUGCAGCCAUGCAUUCAAGGUCUUGCAUGGUGUAGAAAGGGGAGAGCCAUGUGCAUUGCUACUUUCGCCUUUGAAGCCAGCUUUCAAGAACCUGCCUGCUGUUGAUACAACACAUAAUGGAAGUCAGUUUACCUUUUUCUUAACUGCUCCUCUGGAGGCUUUUUGUCAGAUGGUUGGCCUCUCAUCUAUUGAUACUGAUACUGAUGUUUACAAUGACGCUGUGGAGAUACUCUCCAGUGCAUUCUCUGAGUUGGAGGUGAUUCUAUGUAAGGAAAAUAGCCUGGAUCUAGUUUGGGCUCAAGUUUUAUCUGAUCCAUUUCUGCGGCGUCUCAUUAUCAGAUUUAUAUUCUGCCGUUGUGUUCUAUCGACCUUCUGUCCUCCAGGAGACAAUGAGCAUUAUCUGCCUGUUUGCCUGCCCCAUCUUCCCAGUGCUGUGUCCCCGACCUCUGAAGUUGUGCAUUCAGCAGUCGUUCGGCUUUCAAAUCAUAUGAAUGUAGCCAAGUAUUUCCACUUUGAUGACAUGUAAGUAAGAUCACAAGCUGUUGAAGAACUCGAGGGAUAAAAUUUUAGGCAUUAGGCAAUCAAAUUUCAUUCAUUUGAUGAGAUGACCAACUUGAAUUUAACAAGUUGCCUUCCAAGGGUACUUAAAAAGAGGAAUAUAACUGAUGGUGGAGAUGAAGCUGGCAAAGCAGAGAUUGUGUCAUCGAGCAUGGUUGCUUUCUGCUUGUUUCGCCACCUAUGCGCAACCUUGCUAAUUUUCAGACUGUAUGGUUUGCUGUCAAGGUUAGCUGGACGCUUGAUGUUUCGCAGGUGUGUAAGUAAUAGUUAAAUUCUCUAGGACUAAUGGGUGUAUAAUCUUAAUGGUUUUGAUCCUUUCUCAGAGCUGUUUCCAGGUAGUGCUAGUCCUUUUUUGUAUCUUUGUAAAAGAAAUCAACCAGUCAAAAUGGUUUUUUUUCACCCUCAUUUUUCUAGUUUUUCCAGACUAUUCUUGGAGAAGCUGCUCAACAUGUAAAUCAAGUAUUUGGAUUUGCGGAAUACGUUCAAAAUAUCUGUACUUGUUAUAAGUGGGACUUCGUUCAA